This is a messenger RNA of Hemicordylus capensis (graceful crag lizard), 5408 nucleotides long. RefSeq names its product fibronectin type III and ankyrin repeat domains 1 (gene FANK1). Gene Ontology annotation, cellular component: nucleus. Gene Ontology annotation, biological process: regulation of apoptotic process. The record is from RefSeq and is a predicted model, not a curated record. Lineage: Eukaryota; Metazoa; Chordata; Lepidosauria; Squamata; Cordylidae. Gene Ontology annotation, molecular function: protein binding. The coding region runs from base 24 to 1190 and encodes 388 amino acids. The transcript is spliced from 12 exons.
CCUCUUCUUCCUCCUUCUCCUCCAUGCCUGGACUCCAAGCCGGGUUUUCCACUCCGGACUGGGCCGUUGCGUUGUUAUGGCAACGGGACGCUGGGCGCGGCCUUGGAGAGUGGUGGACCCUCAGCAGCGAGAAGGUCAUGGAGCGCGACAUAGGAAGACGUUCCAUCUCCAAACCACACCCCCCGGUUGUAGGCCAUGUCAGCCACCACAAUAUUCAGUUAAAUUGGGACUUGGAAGGACAAAGAAAAGGACCUCAAGAGAAAUGGUUAAAAUUUUCAGUUGAAGAAGAGGACCCUAAGUUGCAUACAUAUGGUCUCAUUUACACAGGAUAUGCCCGGCAGCAUGUUGUGGAAGGUCUUGCACCCAGAACAACCUACAGAUUUCGACUUAAAGUCACAGAUCCUGCAGGGGAGUCUACUUACAGCCCACCUGUUUGUGUAACUACAACAAGUGAACCAAUGAGCGGCGAUCAUCUCCAUCGUGCUGUGAGCAUGAAUGAUGUAGAUGCAGUUAUUAAGAUUCUUCAGGGAAGGCAAGUGGUGGUGGAUACACUCAAUAGACUAGGAUUUACAGCUUUGAUGGUUGCUUCACAAAAAGGAUAUCUUAGGCUUGUGCAAAUUUUGGUAGAAAAUGGAGCAGAUGUGAACCUGAAGAACAGCAGUGGAAAAGACAGUUUAAUGAUAGCUUGUUUUGCCGGUCAUCUGGACAUUGUCCAAUAUCUCAGAUCCAAAGGAGCUUCCUGGUUAACCAAAGAUCUUGGAGGCUGUACAGCUAUGCACUGGGCUGCUGAUGGAGGACACCGCGAUGUUAUUGAGUGGAUGAUUGAGGAUGGUUGUGAGGUUGAUACUAAAGACAUAGGCUUGCAGUGGACUCCGUUGAUGAGACUAUGUGCAUUGUCAGGAAAAACAGAUGUGGCCACACCCUUAAUAGAUGCUGGAGCAGAUGUGAAUAUGAAAGAUUCCGAUGGCAAGACACCUUUAAUGGUGGCAGCAUUAAAUAACCAUGAUGAUUUAGUUGCAUUAUUGCUAGAUAGAGGAGCAGACCUUGCUGUUAAAAAUGAGUUUGGCAAAGGUGCCCUGGAAAUGGCUAGAAGCUUACAUAGAACGAGUGUGGUUUCAAUAAUAGAAGACAGAGUAAAUAAAAGAAAAUUGAGCAUGGUGGAACCUCCUGCAUCCUCUGAUACAGAGUAGUGUGAAGCAAGUAAAUGAAAUCUGUAUCUUACCAGGAAGACCUCCUUGAGAACAUUUAAGAAUAUAAGAACAGCCUUGCUGGAUCAGGCACAUGUCCCAUCUAGUCCAGCAUCCUGUUUCACACAAUGACCCACCAGAUACCUCUGGAGAGUUCACAGACAAGAGAUAUGUGCAUGUCCUCUCUCCUGCUGCUGCUCCCCUGCAUAUGGAAUUGAGAGGCAUUGUGCCUCUGAGACUGGAGAUGGCCCACAGCCACCAGACUAGUAGCCAUUGAUAGACCUGUCCACCAUGAAUCUGUCUAAGCCCCUUUUAAAGCAAUCCAAGCUGGUGGCCAUCACCACAUCCCAUGGCAAAGAAUUCCAUAGAUUAAUUAUGCGCUGUGUGAAAAAGUACUUCCUCUUGUUGGUCCUAAAUUUUCCAACCUUCAGUUUCAUGGGGGGUGACCCCUGGUUCUAGUGUUGUGAGAGAGGUAGAAAAAUUUUUCUUUGUCCACCUCUCCACUACACGCAUAAUUUUAUACCCCUCAAUCAUUGUCGCCCCUUAGUUGUCUCUUUUCCAAGGUAAAGAGCCCCAGAUGUUGUAGCCUAGCUUCCUAAGGAAGGUGCUCCUGGCCCCUGAUCAUUUUGGUUGCCCUCUUCUGCACCUUUUCCAGUUCUACAAUAUCCUUCCUAAGAUACGGUGACCAAAGCUGUAUGCAGUACUCCAGAUGUGGUCGCACCAUAGAUUUGUAUAAGGGCAUUAUAAUAUUAGCAUUUUUAUUUUUAAUCCUCUUCCUAAUGAUUCCUAGCAUGGAAUUAGCCUUUUUCACAGCUGCCACACACUGAAUCAACACUUUCAGUGAGCUGUCUACCACAACCCCAAGAGUUCUCUCCUGGUCAGUCACUGACAGCUCAGAUCCCAGCAGCAUAUAUGUGAAGUUGUUGGGUUUUUUGCUCCAAUGUGCAUCACUUUACACUUGCUUACAUUGAACCACAUUUGCCAUUUUGUUGCUCAGUCCCCUAGUUUGGAGAGAUCUUCUUGGAGUUCCUAACAAUCCAUUGUGCAGUUUACUACCCAAAGUAGUUUAGUGUCAUCUGCAAAUUUGGACACUUCACUGGUCACCCCAAUUUCUAGAUCAUUUAUGAACAAGUUAAAGAGUGCUGGUCCCAGUACCGAUCCCUGGUGGACCCCACUUUCUACCUACCUCCAUUAUGAAAACUGUCCAUUUAUUCCUAUCCUGUUUCCAGUCCUUCAACCAGUUACCGAUCCACACAUGAACCUGUCCCCUUAUUCCAUGAGUGCUAAGUUUACUUAAGAGCCUUUGGUGGGGAACUUUAUCAAAAGCUUUUUGGAAGUCCAAGUAUACUUUGUCAAGCGGAUCACCUUUAUCCACAGGCCUGUUGACACUCUUAAAGAACUCCAAAAGGUUAGUGAGGCAGGACUUUCCCUUGCAGAAGCCAUGCUGGUUCUCCUUCAACAAGGCCUUUUCUUCUUAACAAUUUUGUCCUUAAGUAUGCUUUCCAUCAAUUUACCUGGCACCGAAGUUAAGCUGACUGGCCUGUACUUUCUCGGAUCUCCGCUGGUUUCCUUUUUGAAAACUGGAUUCACAUUGGCUACUUUCCAGUCCUCUGGUACAGUUUGAUUGUAGGGACAAGUUCUAUAUUUUUGCUAGGAGAUUGGCAAUUUCACAUUUGGGUUCCUUCAGAACUCUUGGGUGAAUGCCAUCUGGACCUGGAGAUUUGUUAAUUUUUAGUUUUUCAAGACAGUUUUGAACAUCUUCCCUUAUCACCUCAAAUUGGCCCAGUUUCUCAGCCACUAAAUCCAAAUAGAUCAAUGGUGGAGCGGGUAUAUGGUCAGUAUCCUCUGCCACAAAGACAGAUGCAAAUAACUCAUUCAGCUUCUCUGCAAUCUCCUUAUCUUCCGUAAUAAUCCCUUUCACACCCUCAUCAUAUAAGGGGCCAACCACCUCCCUGGCAGGUUUUCUACUUCUGAUAUAAUUACAGAAGUUUUUAUUAUUCCCCUUGACACUUCUAGCUACUGUAUAUGCUCCUCAGACUCUCUUUUUUGCCUCCCUUAUUGGCACCUUGCAUUUCUUUUGCCAGAGUUUAUGUCCCUUCCUGUUCUCUUCAUUUGGGCAGGACUUCCAUUUUCUGAAGGAAGUCUUCUUCCCUUUUAUAGCUUCCCUGACUCUACUUGUUAGCCAUGCUGGUGUCCUCCUGAUCUUGGUGGUACCUUUCUUCCUUCUUGGUAUACAUUCCAACUGUGGUUUUAAAUAAUCCAUGCUUGGGCCUGUUACAGCACCGGCCUGCCUCCAUUCUGCCCAGUCAAACCCCCCCCAAUAUCGAAGUUCUCCUGUACUAAAUGCUUGUAACAAUGAACUAUAUGGUGUCUGUCACAUUCAUGCCCUACAUUUGAGUUUACCUGAAGUAUCUUCUUGGCCACUGCUGGCAAUGGGACAGUGAAUGAGAUUGAACUUUGGUAUGGUCCAUCAGGGAUUUUCCUAUGUUCUCAUCAAAUCUGGUCAUUUCUUCACUUUUACUACCGAGUAUAUCAGAUGCCCAAUGCAAUACUUAAAAUAGCCAGCUUUUAUAAUAUAAGUAAAACAAUUUUCUUCGGUCAGAAUUAUGUAAAUUUACUUAACCUGCAGACCAUUCACUUUGAAUCAUAUAUGUAGUUAGCUUCUCAGGAUUCUUCACGUGUACAGGUUUCCCAGGAUGUUAACUGCAGCUUGCUUAUAAAAAAGAAACCAUGGCACUUUCAGCAGGAAACAAUUCUCAAAUAUCUGUCUGCCCUUUUAGAGAAAAUUAAUUACUCUGUACCUGAUCAACAAAAGUAAGCACUGUUUUAUUUCCAGAAUAAAUUAUUCCAGAAAUUCCACAAGAAUUUAUUUCAGAACUAUUUACUGUAAUAAUAGCAAAAAAUACAAAAUAGUACAUAGCUCAGAUGUGUGUACUGUUUAUUUAAUAUAGAUACAUAACAAUGAAUAAAUUGUCCUGGUAUUGAAACGAGAUUGUCCAACUAUUGAAACAUAUGUUUGUAUUCAUCUUUAAUAUGGUGCAAUAAUUUUGACAAAAAAACUGUUUAAACUGUUACAUACUAUAUUAUGUGAAAAAGUUUAGCAAACUGAAAUUUGACUGAAAGCAUUCUAAAAGCAUGGUUCAUAAAAAUUAAUGCAAUGGCUUAUGUAGCUCUAAUAUCCAUUCAUAGUGUGCUAAAUGGUCUGUGGUUAACAGGCUGUCACCACAGCCCUAAAUACAUUACAUGGAAAUAAGUCCUAUUGAUUUCAAUGAAUGGGAUUUAACUUCCAUGAAAAUGUAACAAGGAUCAGGUUGUCAGCAGUAAAAAUUGCAUAUCAUUAUUGUGCAAACAGCAAUAGCACCUUCUGUUUUCCAGAGUCAGUCCUAAUGGCAAUUAAUAUUGCAUUUUAUAUUCAUAAAAAGAUGUCAAUAGUAAAAUGGAAUAAAAACAAAACUUUUCAGUUUCAGAAAUGUCCAUGGUAUCUAUUAGUUGACACAUACUCUUAUACUUUCCCCCCAUUGUCUCAUUGAGUUCACAUUUAAUUACAUUGAAUUAACAAUGUAACAAGGACUAUUUAUUGCAUUGGUUCAGUUAUCCUGUGAUGAUGUCUGCAUUCGAUUAUAAUUUGAAAGAAAUAUGCUAAUCUUAACAUUAUGUUUGGCAUUGAUACAUUAACAAAUUUGCAUUUCCCAGUCUAUAAUAAAAUAAUCACUGUCACCAUUCUAGAAAAUUAUUGGUUGUGUUAAAACUCUCCUAUAAGCAGAAGUAUCUUACUGAGCAAGAGUUAACAGUGCAAGAAUAUUUCACAUUCACUUGAUUAAAUCUGCAACAUCAGUUACCAUGAGAUUACGAUCUUGUAACUUGCUUCGUUAUCUGAUUAUGUGAUCGAGAACUUAAUUAGAAGCUAAAGCAAUUCUCAAAAAAGCAAAACGAUCCCUGAUUAUUUAUGGGGUUCUGAUUCAUCUGUAUUUCAACUUGGAAUUAAUGAUCAGUUAAACAAUUCUCUCUGGCGUUUAAGUGGAUGAAACUCUCAGUUCUGUACUAGCAAAUAGUGACUCAAAAUACUGAAUAAAGAGGAACAUGAAGAAAGAGAUAAGGAUUCCCUGUUCAUGGAAACAAAAGUAUCCAUACAAUAAUUAUACUUAGCAGCAUUUUCAAAUGUUCAAAGCAUUUAAAUUAUCCAUAUGCAUUAUCUUUCUGUAAUCUUUAUUAUCAUGUCGA